Molecule: messenger RNA, 1142 nt
Organism: Rhopalosiphum padi (bird cherry-oat aphid)
Lineage: Eukaryota; Metazoa; Arthropoda; Insecta; Hemiptera; Aphididae
Product: chromatin complexes subunit BAP18
Exons: 5
Coding region: 143-613 (156 amino acids)
Cellular component (GO): MLL1 complex; NURF complex
Source: RefSeq, a predicted model, not a curated record
UAUGGUAUAAGUAGAGAAUACCGCAACCAGUGUUACCGCGGUGAAGACAGAAGUGGCUGAAAAAAUGAAAAUAAAUCCUUGUCCGUUCAAACUAUUUAUCGACGAUUUUUAAAAAUAUUCCAAAAUUUUACGAGUGAACAAAAUGAGCAAUCAAAGUUCAGCGGCUAAAGUUGGUGAGAUUUUCAGUGCAGCGGGUACUGCAUUCAGUAGAUUAGGUGAGCUGACAUUGACGUUGCAACCUACAAACGAUACUCCUACACCCAACAGCAAAUGGACUGAUGAUGAUAUAGAAAUGCUACAAAGUGCUGUAAAGAAAUUCACAGAUGACUUAGCUAUUAUCUGCGACCAAAUCAAACAGCGGACAGUAUCACAAAUACAUACAACUCUCAAAAGAAAAUCUUAUGAGAACCGAGCAAUCAAUCCAGCUGCAUUGACAAGAACACCAAUGUCCAUAACAUCACCAAUAUCAACAAAUAUACUUAGUACAAAAUGUAAUUCUGCUGAUGUUACAUUAAAUAUGUUAAAUGCACCUCAAGAACAUAAUUCUGGUUCAGAUGAUGUUCCUAGUGAAAAUAACCGACACAGCUUCAAUUGUGGUGUUGAUAUUGAAUAGCUAAGAUAAAUUUCUAAACAGAUUUAUCUGACAUACCAAUAAUUAACUUAAAUUAAAAAGUUGUGUUAUAAAUUGAUGGUUACUCAUUUAAUGGUCUCUUUUUUCUCCAUUUUAUAAAAUAUAUAUUAUUUCUUUUUUUUCUUUCUUUAAUUUUAAUUUUUAUAUGUAUAUUUGUCAUUUUUAUUUCUAUUUAUUUCAAUGUACUAUGAUAUUCAUGACGAAAGAACAAAAUUAAAUAUUUGAUAAAUAAUUAUAUUGCAUUCCUAAAUUUGCAAUGAUAAGUAUUGAUUUUUAAUUUAUUGUUCCAUAAAGCAAUACAUAUGAUGAUAUUGGCAUUCAAUUAAGUUUAAUUUUAGUCAAAUUAUAAAAAUUAAAUGUAUAUUUAAUUAAUAAAAUUGUCUAAAAUAAAAUCAUUCUAAAUGUAUGUAGUUAUUAAUAGAUAGUAAAAUUAUUGUUUAUAAUAAUAGGUUUUUGUAUGUAUUAUAAUAAGUGAUUAAUAUAAUUUAAAAAGUAUUUAUUUAACUUGGUA